AUGUCGGUCCCGACUACUGCCGCCACCCCCGUCGCACUCACAGCGACCCCUCAAUUUCAACUCCUUCUUGCCGAAUAUCGCACAUCCAUCAUCGGCGGCACGGCUCUUGGGCAUUUCGCUCACUGGCGCUAUUUGACUCGAUUUCGGCGACUUGAUCCCUCUGUGCUUAGCCAUAAGAGCAUCUUCCGGUUCUAUGGUGCGGCUUGGGGCUGCGUUUACCUCGGCGUGCUAUCGGCCUUAACCUAUGUGGAACCACGAAUCUGGAGUACUGAACGGACGGGUCCGGCCCCAGCACGGAACAUGUCGGCUGACUUUUGGGCUGGCUACGUGAGCGGGGCCGUGGGGAUCAUCAUUGGAAAUCCUCUGGAUGUUAUCAAGGUUCGACUACAGGCCAAGGAUGUCAUGGCCGUCCAGAGCGCAUCAGCCUAUGCCAGCCAGUUUCAGAGCUCCUCUUCUCUCGUCACAGGUACAGCGGCGCCUAUUUUCGGAUAUGGUGCUCUCAACGCCCUACUUUUCGUCUCGUACAACCGCACAGAGGCAGCACUUAGCACGGCGUUUGGGACGAAGAAGAGCCUUUGGUCAACAUGGAUUGCCGGCGCCGUCGGAGGCUUGGCGACGUGGGUGGUUAGCACCCCAACCGAGCUGAUCAAAUGCCGUGCCCAGGCCGCCGCUACCCCGACUUCCAGUCUAUCAAUCAUGAGACAGAUAUGGAGGACAGAAGGGCCAAAAGGCCUCUACCUUGGCGGUGCGGUCACCGCUUUGCGAGAUGCCAUCGGCUACGGGUUUUAUUUCUGGACAUACGAGCUCUGCACCGAGACAUUUUCGGGGCUUGACAAGGGCGACCCGACCCUUGCCAAGGAGGCUUCCAAGGUGCUGCUCUGCGGCGGCCUUGCGGGCAUCGCCACGUGGGCUAGCAUCUUUCCACUUGAUGUAAUCAAGACGCGGGUGCAAACCCAACCAUCCCUCGAAAGGCUUGCAGAGACGUCUCCGCUUUUAUCUUCACUUCGCUCCACGACGCCGUCGCCAUCUCAUGAGGGUCGGAGGGAGGUAAGCGAAAACGCGGACAAGGUAUUUGACCAGGAGUGGGUCAAGGUCCUCUCCAAACUCGGGACGCGCGUGCUCCAGCAGCAUGUUGGCCAUCUUGGCCUCCGCGAAGGGGGACUCGGGACCCGCCAUACAACCAGCGCGCAGCGGAGGCCAACUUUGAACCAUCGACCAUGUCCGCCGUCGAGGGCGAUAUCCUCAACCCUCCGAGGCACUGGGCUCGCCCGACAUGGCGAAUUUCGAUGCCGUGGUGACGUGUAUGGCGCUGCACCACUUCGAGCACCCGAGAGAGACUGUGCGCGCCCUCGUCGAGAGGCUGCGGCCGGGGGAGCUAUUGCCAUCACGGACUGGGCACCUACCAUGAAGGGCGGGGCGCUCGACGAAGCGGUCAAGGAGCAUGAGUCGAGGAAGGAGAAACACGCGGCGCACGGGACCAUCAAUAAAGAGUUUUUGUCGCCGGAGAAUGUAUUGGGCAUGUUUGAGGAGGCUGGAUGCGACAUGAGUACGGCCUACUACAUCGUCGUGGGUGAAAAGUCGCACAUCCCGGAGGAGAUCGCCAAAGUCCCCGGUGGCCUCCAUCCUACCAUGUUCCUAGCGCUAGCGAAACGGAAACUGUAA
Messenger RNA from Parascedosporium putredinis, 1662 nucleotides. The record is from the annotation of a GenBank genome assembly. Lineage: Eukaryota; Fungi; Ascomycota; Sordariomycetes; Microascales; Microascaceae.